Dioscorea cayenensis subsp. rotundata (Guinea yam) is the source of this 2119-nucleotide messenger RNA. RefSeq lists its product as uncharacterized. Gene Ontology annotation, biological process: double-strand break repair. Gene Ontology annotation, cellular component: site of double-strand break; nucleus. The record is from RefSeq and is a predicted model, not a curated record. NCBI's taxonomy places the organism in Eukaryota, Viridiplantae, Streptophyta, Magnoliopsida, Dioscoreales, Dioscoreaceae. The transcript is spliced from 15 exons. The coding region runs from base 56 to 2098 and encodes 680 amino acids.
GAAAAAAGCGCGGGCUGUUUGAAAUCGCCGUCCAGACUCCGAGCACGAAUUUGAUAUGAAUUGUGGCACAAAUAUGCCGAUUGUGAAGAGAUGGGUAGUGACCUACACGAAGCAUUUGAAGCAGAAGAGAAAGGUGUAUCAAGAUGGGGUUUUGGAGCUCUAUGGCUCGGGUAAGAAGGCGUUGUUGUAUGAUGACUGCGAGAAGCUAAUAGAUAGCAAGUUUUUAAAAAAUGACGACGUGAUUGAAUGUGGGCGGACAGUAACCUUGGAAGCUCAUCUUGUUGAUAUUGGGGUUCUUGAAGAAAGCCGCGCCCCCUUGGCUGAUAUAAAUGUUACAGGUGUCAGAUCAACUGAAAGACACGGGGCUGGACCUCAAAAGGAGAGAAAGAAAGGCAUGUUGCACCGCAGACUGCCACAAAACCAUUCAAAUGCUACAAACAUGAAUGAAGGAGUAACUCAGAAGAUGCAACUUGAGAACUUUGGAAAGCCACAAAGUCUAUUAAAUGCCUCAGGGACCACUGUGAAAGAAUGGAAUGCCUUAUACACUACUCAAAUUACUCAGAAGGCAAAGAAAUUUCACGAUGGCUUCUUGCGGCUUUCAGUUUGUGGUUCAUAUAUGGACCAGGUUACUUUAUUAAAUGAAGAAGGGGUUGUUCUCGGCAGCAAGUAUGUUAAGUCUUCAGAAUUCAUUGAGACCGGGAAGACAUUUGAGUUGCCGAAUUAUCUGGUUGAGAUUUUUGAGCUGAGGACUGUUGAGGGAGAAAUCAGGAAGGCCACUCCAGAAAAAGAAGCAAAUUCUGGCUGCUUAAACAAUAGCAACUUUAUAAGUGCAAGACUAGUGAUCAAUAACAAGCAUUCAGGAGAUAUUUCAAAGGGUCCGUCCAGUCAAGUUUCAUGUUCUAGCAGCUCAAGUUUUGGAAAACUCAAGAAUAGAAGUAUCAUGGCCACAUCAGAUGUAGACGACAAGAAGGUUCUCUUCCAUUACAAGGUUACUGUCCCCAGCUCCCUAGCUACUGUGGAUCUUCCGGAAGGUACCCAACGGGAAGUUACAGAUACUGGCACCACAAGCCAUGGAGAGAUCAUGAGCAGGACAGAAAUUAAUAAGUCAUUGCGAGAUGCCUGCCAGAUCUUGACCACAGUUAGAAAGCCAGUUUCUGAGAGCAAUAAUGUCCACGAAAAACUGUCUAAAGAGCUGGUUCAGCCAGCACAAUCUUUGAAGGAUGCUGGCAGAAUUCUGCAAAUAGGGCAGGUUCAUUCUACUUCCAUCUUUAAUCACUUGGAUGUGCAGAGCAAGGGCAUGAUUCUGGAGGAUAACUUUCAAGAGGAACGACAACUGAUUGAACCAGCAAAAGAUAAUUCUAAAGCAGAUUCCUGUGAACUUAGUGCAGGCAAUCAUAUUCAAUGUGGUUAUUCUAGAAAAUCGUUAGAUUCCAGUGCUUCUGAGGACUUUUCAAAUUCAGGCAUUACUAGUGGAAUGAGCACCAACUAUGGAGAGAAAUCAACAUUACAUAAUUCGCAUUACUCAGUCCACAUAUUAUCUGGGCCGUUAACAUCUGAAACGUCAGCAGAUGAAUUAAAUGUGGGGUGCUCUGUGAAAUCUUCUGAAGGAAGAGUAACUUCAGCUUCCAUCCGUGGGGAAACAAAUGCUCAUGCCAGCAGUCUACCUGUACUGAGUCACACAGCUACACCAGGUACAUCUUUCUCAGGUGAAGGACUGUUUUGGCACAUUGUUUCCAGCACAAAUGAAACCGUUCCCUUUGCAACAUCUGCAAGUUCUACGCUUGUAGAGCAACAACUUCCAGAUUCUUCUAGAAACAUUCUGAAGGAAACUUUUGCUGAUAUUGAAACCAGUGCUACUUCUGGAUUGAAGGGUGAUAUUUUACAAAGUGGUGGUGGCAACCAGAAUAAUGAUAAAUUUGCUCAGACUCCUGCCACGAGCACUAAAGAGGGGGAAAUAUGUGAGAGUGCUUCAGUUGCAUCAAGACCCACUUGUGCAGCCAUAGAAAGCGACAAGAAAUACAAGGACUCUGAGUUUGAGUCAUUAUCAACAAAGUGCCAUACUGCGGAGGACUUUCCUACUUUUGAUUUGGGUUUUUAACAUCAUAUUAGAAGUUCAGAA